CUUAAGUGAACGAAUCAAAAGACUGCAGAAUUCGAAAAGUUGUAUUUUGACUACACGAGGACGGAAAUUUAAGCACGUUUAGUCUGUUGACUGCGAAUGAGCCCACGGCGAUUUCAUGUGGACAGCACGUGAACAGACAUCGCAAAACAAUAACAAACCUUCACGCCACACGCGGGCAGGAAAACUGUGUCACGUUGCUUGAAACCAUAAAACAAUUAGAUCGCCAUCGUUUCAGGGUUAUAGACGAAUUGUCCGGAAGAACGAAAGCGUUAGACCUGACUGACAUUUAUUUGUAGCUUCAGAGAGGCGAACAGAAACUUUCCGCUGUUGCUGAUACACCAGUUUGAUAACAGGAAAAAUUUGGGGCCCAUCCGUUCGCAGCUGUCAGUUUCAAUAGUUCCGUCGAAGGAAGAAAAUGGAAUCUUCAAGGCGUUUGAAAACCGUUGAUAACUCUUUCGUGGCUGUCAUGGAGCAGUUUGUGAAGACAGUCGACAGAAUGGAUAACACCGUACUCAUCCCUAUGAAGUUGAUAGAUUUGCCUGUGAAAGAGUUAAUGCCGACGAGCGGGAAAGACUCCUAUCUUCAAAAUAACAUGAACAUGAGAGCUUUCUACUUCAUGGUUAAAGCAUUGAAAAUUAAGCUGUCACUGGGAUACAGUCCGCCGACUGAAAACGAUGCGAACAUGAUUCCCCUUGAGAGAGAAAUCCAAGACUCUUGCCAACGGUUAAAUCAGCUUACUUUGCUGGCAAGGUACAUCAAAACAUCAGCGCAAAACCUUGGUCCUAACCAUGAGCUGCCUUCUUUCAAGGACUUCAAAGCCAAGACGACAUUGGACCCCGAAAACUGCCUCGUGGAAGCUAUUAAGAGGUUUGCCGACGAAGUGGAAUCUAUGGAAAAGUCCGUUUUGUUCCCUCGUCUCCUCGAAGACUACAGUGUGAACGAGCAGAUGCCUCAAUUUGACGAACAAGCUAAAACUCUACUCGAUGUUUUCGUUUUGCUCGAGAAACUUCGCACUGAGUUGCUGUCAGGCUCGCGGAAUUUCGAGCUUCCAGACCCGAAACUACACCAAAAACUGUCGGAGUUGUUCCAAACAUUUGUGCAGUAUACAACUAUGGCUAGAAAUCUUACGGCUCGUUAUGAAGAGGAGGUGCGAUGCUUUUGAUUUGAAACUGAACUAGAAAUAAACGGGCGUUUUUACACGCUCGAAAGGUGCGCCAAAUCGUGAAAGAUUUAACUCGAUUAUUGUGCUAAUUUUCUAGGCGCUCCUGUGCAAACUUCCUGAUUUUUUUUGCGAGUUUGCCAACGAUUAGAUUGAUUUUGUUUAAUAUUGAAAAAGAACUUGAUGAGUUUUUGUAAAAUUACAACUCGAAAGAUGCUCUUGAAUAUUGUAAUGUAGUAUUACUACAAAAAUUUUGAGUGUAUUUGUCGGACAAGAAUGUACAGAGAAGUUGCGGUACAAAGUUUCGCAAGAAGUUGUAAAGAUUGUUGUUUAUAACACGUUAGUAAGUGUAAAUUUAUAGUUUAAGCAGAAAGGAUGCUUGUAUGCAUACCGUAGAGGUAAUGCAACGAAAAUAAAUUCUUUUCAAAGGUAAA
This is a messenger RNA of Pocillopora verrucosa, 1593 nucleotides long. RefSeq lists its product as uncharacterized. NCBI's taxonomy places the organism in Eukaryota, Metazoa, Cnidaria, Anthozoa, Scleractinia, Pocilloporidae. Gene Ontology annotation, cellular component: cytosol. The record is from RefSeq and is a predicted model, not a curated record. Gene Ontology annotation, biological process: regulation of lipid biosynthetic process.